CAAACAACCGCCUUACCCCAGAUAGUAUAUCAAAAUGGUCACCACAACUGCAAUCCCCCUCAUCAUCCACGGCAAAGAUAUCCUUCUCUCCAACAAUGACCGCAAACACCCCAUCACCUCUAAAUCCGCACCACACCUAAAAUCUUUCCAAGGCGCAACCUCCGAUCUCGCCGUUCAAGCCGUUGAAUCCUGCGCAAGUGCCUUUCCGACAUGGUCGCAAACACCUCCCGAGGAACGUCGACGUCUGCUUCUCAAUCUGGCCAGGCUCCUCCGCGAAAAAUCCAGCACAAUCCAAACUCUCAUCAAAGAUGAAAUUCACUGCACACCACUCUGGUCCCAGCUCAACGUCGAAAUAGCAGCCGGCAUUGUCGAGGAGACUGCAUCAGUAAUAACAGACGCUAUUAGCGGCACGAUCCCUUCAUCGCAGGGAAAUACGUACGCGCUUGUCAUGAAGAAGCCGCUCGGUGUGGUGCUGGGCAUCGCGCCGUGGAACGCACCGGUGAUUUUGGGAUUGAGAUCGGUGAUUCCGGUAAUUGCGGCGGGUAAUACAGCGAUUCUGAAGGGAUCCGAAUUGAGUCCCCAAACGCAUUACUUUCUCGCUGCGCUGUUCAGAGAGGCAGGGUUCCCGCCCGGUGUGGUGAACUUUGUUCUCCAUCGGCCGCAGGACGCAGCGGAGAUCUACGAGUGUAUGAUCCAGCAUCCAGCUGUGAAGAAGUGCAAUUUCACGGGGUCGACGCAGGUGGGACGUGUGAUUGCGUCCAAGGCGGCGAUGGCGUUGAAGCCAGUGCUGUUGGAGUUGGGUGGUAAGAAUCCCGUCGUGGUAUUGGAGGAUGCGGAUCUGAAUCAGGCGGCGGAUGAAAUUAUUGCGGCGGGUUAUUUGAACAAUGGCCAGAUUUGCAUGUCGACUGAUCUCGUCUACGUUGUUCAGUCCGUGGCGAAGGAGUUGACCAAGAAGAUCUUAGAGCGCUUGCACAGCGAAGAUCGGCCACACAAGGUUAUCUCGGCGGCGGGUCGAGCUCGUCUUACGCAGUUGGUGGAGGAUGCAAGGUCCAAGGGUGCUGUCAUUCACCAGGCUCGCAACCCUCUCGCUGAGGAUCCCUUGGCUUUCCCAGCUACGGUGAUUGAAGGUGUCACGGAAGAAAUGGAGUUCUAUACAAUUGAGUCGUUUGGCCCGGUAUUUGGCAUCAUUGCUGUUGAAUCAGCAGAACAGGGUCUGCAGAUGGUUAAGCGGUCCGCGUACGGCCUAUCGUCGGCGGUGUUUACGCGGGACCAUUUCAAGGCUCUGGGGAUGUCUGCAGAUAUUGCCGUCGGAGCGGUCCAUAUCAACGGAGGCACGGUGCAUGAUGAGCCGACGUUACCGCACGGAGGAGUGGGAGACAGUGGAUAUGGUCGGUUUGGAGGAAAAUGGGGUUUGAAUGAGUUUUUACAGACGCAGACUGUGAUUUUGAAUCGGGUUCGGGCUUCCUUGUAAUGCCGAAAGUGGGAUAUCCGGUUGGUUCGCAUAAAAGAC
Aspergillus eucalypticola CBS 122712 is the source of this 1510-nucleotide messenger RNA. Its product is annotated as putative aldehyde dehydrogenase. The coding region runs from base 35 to 1471 and encodes 478 amino acids. The record is from RefSeq and is a predicted model, not a curated record. Gene Ontology annotation, molecular function: succinate-semialdehyde dehydrogenase (NAD+) activity. Lineage: Eukaryota; Fungi; Ascomycota; Eurotiomycetes; Eurotiales; Aspergillaceae. The transcript has 4 exons.